AUGACAUCGCAGACUUUCUCCUUUGCUGGAUUCCAAGACUUCUUCCCAAACUACCCUCAUAUAUACAACACUGCGAACAUCACGGGGAUACGUUGGCCACCAUUAGUGGUAUCCCACCGGAUACACGUUCCAGGCGAAUUUCAUUAUACAGGACACUUUGCACCGUUUGAUUCCGAACAUAAUGCAGCUCAAAUUUUGGAAAAUGAGCGUAACCGGCCAUUCAAAGUGGAGAAAUCAAUGCUUGGCCACUCUCUCAUAGAAAAACAUGACUUUGAAAAUCCCCGACCUGCCCCGCAUGCGAUAACCAUACCUCUGCGUGAUGUAGAGGAACCCAUAGGCAAAGAUACCUCUGGCUCCAUGACCAGCAUAGUCAGAUCUACCAAUGACGCAGUCCAGGCAUACCCAAUUUCUUCAUCGUGUGGGGCGUUUUCUCCAGAGCUAGACGCGAAAAGGGAGCGGCAGGGCUCAGAUUUUGGUGAAACACUAAAUAUUCACGAAGAAUAUACCUUCCCGCUACCUGCCCAGUCUCGGGAUGAUUUCCCUCCCCGGAUCGUUCAAUCAUCAGCACUCAAAACCAUGCCCCCUACUUUUACAAACCCAUUCGAUGGUAACAAAAAGAUCGAAUUUCGCGAAACGUGUCCCGGGGAAGUGAUCUAUUCCACCGAGCGUGCUUGGACUCAGAGGAACUAUUUUGGUUCAGAUGAUGACGAGGUAUACAUACCGCUUGAGAGAGGAAUGAGGUCGAAGUUUUCCACUUAG
This is a messenger RNA of Lentinula edodes (shiitake mushroom), 759 nucleotides long. RefSeq lists its product as uncharacterized. The coding region runs from base 1 to 759 and encodes 252 amino acids. The record is from RefSeq and is a predicted model, not a curated record. NCBI's taxonomy places the organism in Eukaryota, Fungi, Basidiomycota, Agaricomycetes, Agaricales, Omphalotaceae. The transcript is spliced from 2 exons.